AUGAUCGAGCUCGGCCUGGCCAGGAUCCAGAAGCUCCUGCAUAAAACACCACAGACCUGGAAGGCUAUCCACGUCGCCGGCACCAAUGGCAAGGGCUCCAUAUGCGCAUACUUGACUGCCCUGCUGCGGGCCAACAAUGUCACAUGUGGAAAGUUCACCUCGCCACACCUCAUCGACCGCUGGGACUGUAUCUCCAUCAACGACAGCGCAAUCCCUGAAACCAGGUUCCGCCAUUUUGAGGACCUCGUCAAGCAACGGAAUGAGGACUGGCAUGUCGGUGCUACAGAGUUUGAGCUGCUCACAGCCACUGCGUUCGAGAUCUUCGAGGCCGAGAAGGUCCAAGUUGGCGUCGUGGAAGUCGGGCUCGGUGGAAGGCUGGAUGCGACUAACGUGCUACAAGAGAAAUCCGUUACCGUCAUCUCCAAGAUUGGAUUAGACCACCAGUUCCUGCUGGGAGAUACUAUUGAAGAGAUAGCGUUGCAGAAAGCAGGCAUCAUGCGUCAGGGGGUCCCGUGUGUGGUCGAUGCCAGCAACCCAAAAUCCGUACUUGGCACUUUUCAGAAACAUAGUCGGGAUGUCGGUACUAGUGUUACAAAUGCCUCCCCCGAGUCGAAUGAGCUCGCUAGGUUGUUGGGAGACACCAUUGAGCCACACCAGGCCCAAAAUCUUGCCGUCGCCCAUGAGGCGUUUCGUCUCGCUUUCCCUCAAAACAUCAAGCCCCUGGAUAUCCUCGUCCCAGCAGUGAGGAACAUUAAUUGGCCUGGGCGACUCCAAUUACUGGAUAUCAGUGCUCUGACGGGUCGACAAGGCGAUAUCCUCUUGGACGGUGCCCAUAACCCACAAUCAGCUGAGGUACUGGCGAGCUAUGUCAAUAGACACUUCCGUGCAGGCGAUCUACCCAAAUCCGUGACCUGGGUCCUCGCCGCCUCGCAGGGGAAGGAUCUUGGCGACAUCAUGAAGCUGCUCAUCCAACAAGACGAUUCGGUGGCUGCUGUCGAGUUUGGCCCAGUCGAUGGCAUGCCAUGGGUAAAACCAAUGAGUUCUGCCACCAUUCUCGAAGCCACCAAUGCCAAGACUCGGUAUGAUAGUCGAUCAGACCUUCUUGGUGCUCUCCAAUGGGCCACAAAGGUAGCAAAUAACGGGCCACUUGUCAUCGCUGGUAGUUUAUACCUGGUUUCUGAUGUCUUGAGGUUAUUGCGAGAGACAGCAUAG
This is a messenger RNA of Neoarthrinium moseri, 1212 nucleotides long. RefSeq lists its product as uncharacterized. Bases 1 to 1212 code for a protein of 403 amino acids. Gene Ontology annotation, molecular function: dihydrofolate synthase activity; tetrahydrofolylpolyglutamate synthase activity; ATP binding. Gene Ontology annotation, biological process: folic acid-containing compound biosynthetic process. NCBI's taxonomy places the organism in Eukaryota, Fungi, Ascomycota, Sordariomycetes, Amphisphaeriales, Apiosporaceae. Gene Ontology annotation, cellular component: mitochondrion; cytoplasm; cytosol. The transcript has a single exon. The record is from RefSeq and is a predicted model, not a curated record.